Ipomoea nil (Japanese morning glory) is the source of this 405-nucleotide messenger RNA. RefSeq lists its product as uncharacterized. Gene Ontology annotation, molecular function: zinc ion binding; nucleic acid binding. The transcript has a single exon. The coding region runs from base 1 to 405 and encodes 134 amino acids. Lineage: Eukaryota; Viridiplantae; Streptophyta; Magnoliopsida; Solanales; Convolvulaceae. The record is from RefSeq and is a predicted model, not a curated record.
AUGAAAAGGUUUAUGAGAAAGAACAACUUCCAAGACUUCCAAUGUUCAUCAAACCGAAGACAACAGGAAAGAUCUCCACAAUCAUCAAAACAAGAAUCAAUGGACUCGCAAAUGCAAUGCUACAACUGCCGAAAGCCAGGACACUUCAAGGCGAACUGUCCACAUCCAAUGGUUAGCAAGCAUCAAGACUCUGGUGCAAUCAAGAACUCAUCAAAAGAGGCAGGCGAGUUCAACAAGCGAAGUGACAAGCCAGAAUCAUCAAAUUCUAGGAACGAAAGAAGAAGAAGAGCCAUGAUUGUGAACGGAAAGGCUGAAACUGCUGAAACCGAAAGUAGCUCUUCGAGUUCAAGUUCAGAUGACGAAAGCACUGAAGAAGAAAAAGGGCUCCUAUGCCUAUUCAGCUAA